Molecule: messenger RNA, 1881 nt
Organism: Planococcus citri (citrus mealybug)
Lineage: Eukaryota; Metazoa; Arthropoda; Insecta; Hemiptera; Pseudococcidae
Product: maltase 1-like
Exons: 10
Coding region: 56-1786 (576 amino acids)
Biological process (GO): carbohydrate metabolic process
Source: RefSeq, a predicted model, not a curated record
UUGCACUAUUGGGUUCAUUCGUGUUAGUACAUAUGUAUUACAAUAUACAGUAAAAAUGAAAAGCUUAUUUUUAACGUUGUGUCUUUUACAAAUUUCAUGGUGCACGGUGGACCGUACGUGGUGGAAAUAUACAACAAUGUACGAAGUGUACCUACCUUCCUUCAAGGAUGGCAAUGGAGAUGGAAUGGGAGACUUGAUUGGGCUGCGUACGAAACUUGAUCAUUUUGUGGAGAUUGGCGUCGAAACAAUAUACAUUACUCCUCAUUACCCAUCUCCAAUGGUAGAUGGCGGUUAUGAUAUAACAGACUUUACGGCUGUCCAUCCAGAUAUGGGGACAAUGAAAGAUUUCGAAAUACUGAUCAGAGAAAUGAAUGUUAGAGGGUUAAAGCUUGUGAUAGAUGUAGUAUUGAAUCACUGCAGUGAUCAGCACCACUGGUUUAAUAAAUCGGUACAUCGAGAAGAUCCUUACACUGACUUUUUCUUGUGGCAAGACCCUAAAGGAUAUAACUCUGAUGGAACUGCGGUGCCUCCCAAUAACUGGUGUAGCGUUUUCGGUGGAAGUGUUUGGAAAUGGAAUGAUAAAAGAAAACAAUUUUACCUUCAUCAGUUUACUACAAAACAACCAGAUUUAAAUUUACGCAAUGAAUUUGUAAAAAACGAACUAAAGAAAAUUCUAAAAUUCUGGGUGGAAAAAGGCGUGGCUGGAUUCAGAAUGGAUGCUGUAAAAUUCUUCGUAGAAGAUGAACAAUUGAGAGACGAACCGGUUUCUUCUUCUGAUAUCAAGGUACCAUACUACAACCGCGAUUUAAUACACACUCGUACGCAGAAUCAGCCAGAAUCGUACCAACUGCUCCAUGAAUUGCGCAUUUUUUUGGAAAAGGUUACAAAAAAAUACACUGAUUUUCAAAGAAUUCUUCUCACAGAAGCUUACUACCUCAAGUACUCGGAAAUUGAAUUAUUCUAUCGAUGGUACGGCACAAAAAAGUACCGCAUCUCACAUCAACCUUUAAAUUUUUUUUUAACUAUAGAUAAUAAUAACAAAAAUUCUUCUUAUUAUCACACUGCAAUCAAUACGUAUCUCGGCGGCUUGCCGGAAGAAGCUGUUCCCAAUUGGAAUAUGGAAAAUCAUGAUAUGGGAAUGAAAGGUUAUAAAUUUGGCGAAGAAUACGCGUUUAUGUGCACUUCGAUGGUGAUGAUGUUACCUGGAAUGGCUUAUCUUUACAUGGGCCAGGAACUUGCCGUUACUGGUUCAAACGUAAGACCAGACCAACUGACCUCUAAUAUAAUAAUAGGUAUUACUGGACUAAACCGAGAUUUCUUCAGACAUCCUAUGCCUUGGGAUGAUUCACUGAAUGGAGGUUUCUCUACCAAUAACAAAGUAUUCUUACCAUUGAAUCCAAAUUUUUGGAGAGUUAAUGUGAAACGCCAAAAAGAAGAUCCUAACAGUUAUUAUCAAAUGUUCAAAAUGUUAAUGAAUUUAAGAAAAACCAAUACGUUGAAAUAUGGAGAUUUUAAAUCGUACGUUAUUUCUACUUGGGUAUUUGCAUUCACAAGAACAUAUAAAAAACGUGAUCAAUACGUUGUAAUACUCAAUUUGGGAAGCGAAACGGAAUUUGUGGACCUCUACAAUAACGUAGUCGAUUUAUCGAUACCGGAAUCCAUGACUGUUAAAAUGGCAAGUCCAAAUUCUGGUUACAAAAUUGGGGACCAGGUACCAACAAAGCAAACAAUUCCAAAAAUAUUAAUUCUGAGACCUUCAGCGGUUUUGGUGCUCGGUACAAAAUAAUAAAGAAGUAUGCACAUCGCAUUAAAUGAGAGUCGUUAAUUAAUUUGUUAUCUUCAAAUGUCAGAAAAUAAAUCAAUAAAUCAUAAUUUAUCAAA